GCAUUACAUGUUACUUUCAGUUUUUGUUUUAAUUAACUACCGUAAGUUUAAGUUGUAGCAGCAUCAGCACGCCUACAACAUGCACAGACCCAUUGAGAAAUACCUCGCAGAGGACAGAUGGUAGAUUGAGUUGUGAAUACCUGUGCUACUUUUAGUUACUGCACACCAUUCUCAUGUUUCCCUGCGUUUGCCAGACCCGUCUGUGUUCCGAUGAACCUGGUGCCAAGGCUUAUGUAUAAGCUGUUCCCACGCUUGUGCUUGAAAAGGGGUACAGUGUGAUUCUGAAUGAUCCAUUAAGCACAGAUUGGACCAUGCUGUGAUAAUUGUGCUGGAAUUAAAUAAUUUGAAUUCAUAUAGUAGUGUAUCCAAUCAUCCUAAAUACUUCUAAGAUGAUUGCUGCACAUAUGCAUUCAAAAGUAGUCAUUUUUAUCUUUCUUUGCGCAUAGCUGCAGCUCCUGAUACUCAGGUCUUCUACUCUGCAAGCCCACGAGGCCGCUCCUCCAGCCUUUGAUGCCCACACUCUUUGAAGCAGGUGGACAGACAUAGGCAUGAGUAACAGUGGGACCAAAGAGCCGUCUCCCCAGCCAAGCACUGCCCAGUCACCUCCUGAGCCUCAGCGCAGGGGCAGGGGUCGGCCACGGAAACAGCAGCAGGAGCCUGUUGGACCACCGACUCCAAAGCGACCAAGAGGACGACCAAAAGGCAGCAAGAACAAAGGCCCCAGAACUGCACUGAAGAAAGUAGAGCCUGUUGGGGAGAGACGACCACGUGGGCGACCAAGGAAAUGGCCGCAGAAAGUAGUUCAAGAAGUAACUGAAGAGCAGCAGGGCCCUUCAGAAGAAGGUGAGGAGGGUCCCUCACAGAUUGAGCCCUCGUCAUCUCAGGUCCCAGCACAGGAGGAAGGGGAGUAGAUAGGAUGCCUCUCUACCUACCUCAAGGUUUGGCCUCAACAAACAGGGGUACAAUCUGACUCCUAUUUGUGAUGAGGAUUCAGGAACACACCCACACACACAAAAUCAUUGCAGACAGUGGUUUCUUCUCCUCAACCAUGGAUUUGUUGGGUGAACAUUGGAUUUGAUUUGAUCUUUGGAUAGGGCUUUUGUUGUAGGGAACAGUUUGACAUUUUGGGUUAUUUUCUUUCUUGCAGAGAGUCAGAUUAAUGCCACUCUCAUGUCUGUAAGAUAUAUAUGAAGCAACCACCAGCAGCCAGUUAGCUUAGUUUAGCAUAAAGCAUGGAAACAGAGUGAAAUAGCUAGCUUGGCUAUGUCUUAACAUAUAAAUAUCUGUCUUUUAGCACCACUAUAGCUCACUAAUUAACAUGUUAUAUCUU
Messenger RNA from Scomber japonicus (chub mackerel), 1330 nucleotides. RefSeq names its product high mobility group AT-hook 2b. Gene Ontology annotation, biological process: regulation of DNA-templated transcription. NCBI's taxonomy places the organism in Eukaryota, Metazoa, Chordata, Actinopteri, Scombriformes, Scombridae. The coding region runs from base 549 to 911 and encodes 120 amino acids. Gene Ontology annotation, cellular component: chromatin; nucleus. Gene Ontology annotation, molecular function: transcription coregulator activity; DNA binding. The record is from RefSeq and is a predicted model, not a curated record. The transcript is spliced from 5 exons.